AUGGGCUGGUUUUGGGCAGACACCGCACCCGCCGCACCUGCUGCACGUGUUGCGCCGCACGCCAUGCCUCGAGGCAGCAUGAGCAGCAUGGAACCUCCACCAGAAUGCCCGAUGCACAAGAAACCCGUCCCGCCCGUCGUCGCCGAAAAGAAGACACCCGCUGGCGCCUGUCCCUACGUUCCCCCCGAAAACGGCUCCUCCCCACCCCCAAAGCAAGGCCUCCUCUCGCGCCUCAACCCCCUCAACAACAUGUUCUCUGAACUCUCCAACGAGCGCGCCUCCACCCAAUCCGUCAACCUCCCCCUUGACCGCGAGACUUCCACGAUCCCCAAAGGCGACGGCACGCUCUGGGAGUACCCCUCCCCCCAGCAAAUGUACAACGCCAUGCUGCGCAAAGGCUACACAGACACCGACAUCACCGCCGUAGAAAGCAUGGUCGGCGUGCACAACUUCCUCAACGAGGGCGCGUGGGCGGAGAUCAUGGGCUGGGAGCGGCGGUUCAGCCGUGGGUUGAAGGAAGGAUACGAGAUAUGCAAGCAAGGCGAGGAAGUCGCGAAUUUCAAACUGGGUACCCAUGAGGAUCCGUUUGAUACGACGACGUGGGAUCACAGGGAUGUUCAGCCCCCGAAACUACUCAGGUUUACGGGUCGCCCCACGGAACCUACGCCCAAAGCAACGAUUAUGCAGUGGCUGGGCUACGUUAUGCCAGAGAAAUUCGGCACGGCGCCGCCGUUUGAUCGCCAUGAUUGGUUUGUGGAAAGAUGUAAUGAGAAGGGGUGUAAAGAGAUUCGUUAUGUUAUUGAUUACUAUGAGGGUGCGCCGGAGGCAUCAGAUGCGUCGGGCGAGGGCGAGGCAGACGAACAACCGGUUUUCUUCUUGGAUGUUAGGCCCGCGGUUGAUGGGCCGGUUAGUGCGGCUGAGCGGUUGAUAAGGACUGGUACGGAUGUUUGGUGGAGGGCUAGUGGGGGUGUGGCGAGGGAGUUGAAGAAGUUGGAGGCGGAGAAGAAGAGGAGGGAGGAGGAGUGGGCUAGUAAGAGUAGGAGGUAUAAUUAG
Molecule: messenger RNA, 1053 nt
Organism: Alternaria novae-zelandiae
Lineage: Eukaryota; Fungi; Ascomycota; Dothideomycetes; Pleosporales; Pleosporaceae
Exons: 2
Coding region: 1-1053 (350 amino acids)
Biological process (GO): cytochrome c-heme linkage
Cellular component (GO): mitochondrion
Molecular function (GO): holocytochrome-c synthase activity
Source: RefSeq, a predicted model, not a curated record